Molecule: messenger RNA, 633 nt
Organism: Theileria equi strain WA
Lineage: Eukaryota; Apicomplexa; Aconoidasida; Piroplasmida; Theileriidae
Product: glutaredoxin domain containing protein
Exons: 4
Coding region: 1-633 (210 amino acids)
Source: RefSeq, a predicted model, not a curated record
AUGGUGAUUGUGAAUUCAACUGAAUUCCAACGUAUUGUUGAGGGUAAUGAAGGGAAAAUAGUCCUCUAUCUAUUCGAUAAAAAUGACCCUCGUCAUGAACACCUAUCUGCUGUUUUACAAGAACUGGAAAAUGAUUUCCCUAGCAUAACCUUUUGUUUUCUAGAUCACCUUUCGAUCAAAGAUUCUGCAAACGUUGAAACUCUACCAUCAAUACGGUGUUACGAAGCAAAAAGGAUUGUAAAUACAAUGGAAGGGUGUAGCACGGCAAUGAUAGUUACAUUCAUAAGAGGAUGGAUGAAAGAGAAAGCUCAGGAAACUACUCUGGAUAAGAUUAAAAGGUUAAUAUCGGAUAAUCCAGUCAUAGUAUUCAUAAAAGGCACCAAGGAUGAUCCAUUUUGUCGCUUCAGCAGGGCGGUUGUUAAUAUGCUAAAUAAAUCUGGCAUAAAGUUUGAGGGUUAUAACAUCUUUGAAGAUCCAGAAUUGAGAGAAGAACUUAAGGUUUAUUCUAACUGGCCAACAUAUCCCCAAUUAUAUGUCAAUGGGACCCUAAUCGGAGGGCAUGACAUAAUAGAAGAGCUUUACGAAAGUGGCUCCCUCAGGGAUGAAAUACCACAUGAAUACCUUGUAAACUAG